UGUCAGUCGCUCUAGUAUCAAGUGCUCAUAAACCUAGUCCAGCAAAGGGAUUUCUGCUCCGAACGCAUGAACGACUAGAUUCGUACCACAAGCCAAAGAUCCUAAUACCCACAUUCGUCCAACUCUUUUUAGAUCAUUAGUCAAAACACAAGAGAGAGUUUUAUUAUUUAGUGGAGAACGUUUCACCAGCCCUUGAGGAACCAAGACAUGGAAAAGUAAUCAUCCGGACUGGUUUGAAAGCAUCUUAUUCUAAGAAAUGGAUCGGCAUCUUUCCAAAAAUGAGCGAAAAAAUAUGGAUGCUUGCUUGAGGCGAUUGAAGCAAGAACUGUUGUCCAUGCGUGAGGCUGGAGAUGGCCUCCAUGCUCAGAUGAACUCCAUGAUGGGGGCGUUACAGGAGCUCAAACUCCUCCAGGUGCAGACCGCCCUUGAGCGCCUGGAGAUCUCCGGCAGACCCCCGGUCAGACCGACCCCUGCUGCCGCUGUCGCUGCCGAAACAUCUGCCCCACCACUCGCACCCGAACCUCAGGCCCAGCCCUGCCACCCAGACCCCCAGGAGGACCCCAGCCCUCCCGCACUGCGCCCUCCGCCACAGGAGCAUCCGUGGCGGGCUGGCCAUCGCAGCAGCCUGGGGACCUCGCCGUCCUCCUCCAGCCUGGAGAGCGAGGGGCUCCCUGCGUGGAGGGUGUCUGGCUACACUGCCCCCCAGGUGGAUUACUGCGGCCCGCGCUUGGGCUACCUGCCCUCCGAGUGCCCACUGCCACAGUCCCAACACCACCACCACCAGCAGCAGUACGCCCCCCGGCACUCACGACCCUCGCUGGACCUGCCAGGCAUCCUCUACAGCCUGUCCCGCGAAGGCCCGUCCCUGGACAGCGAGUACUCGCAGGACAGCAUGGACGAGUCCAGCGACUGGACGUCAUCUCUGAUGAGCCGCUCGCGCAACCGCCAGCCGCUGGUGCUCGGCGAUAACGUCUUCGCCGACCUCGUGGGCAACUGGCUGGACCUGCCCGAGCUGGAGAGUGAGGAGGCCGGGGAGGAGGACUUGAGGAGGAGGAGGGGGGAGAGGCCAGACUCGCCGGCGCACCCUCUGCGCCUGAGCCGUUCGCAGGAGAUCUGCCGGCGCUUCUCGCUCACCACCAACAUCUUCAAGAAGUUCCUGCGCAGCGUGCGGCCCGACCGCGACAAGCUGCUCAAGGAGAAGCCCGGCUGGAUGCUGCCCACCGCCGACGCGCCCGACGCCGAGCUCCUCAAGCGGCCCCGCAAGGCGGCCAAGCCCAAGGCCAGCUUCUACCUGCCCUUCUGGGCCUCCUCGACGCAGGGCAAGGGCCGACCGGCCGCCCCCACCGCAGAAGACCAGGGCCUCCGGGAGCCCCCGCACUCAGGCAUCUUCAUAGACAGGAGACAGGCCGAGUGCCUGGACAAGCCCCUCCAGUCUCAGGCUCCUUACCCCAGAGUCUACCUGGACAGCAGGCAGCCUGAGGCUGUGGAGAGGCUCCAGCCUCUGUUUGACCACAACACAGCCGUGUGGGUGUAGCAUAGUGGAGCAUGGCCAUACAGACUUCUGGAACCUUCCUAAUGAAUGAGAGCAGGAGUUUUUUUUUUUUUUAACUCUGGACUCCACAAUUCAUGGUUGAUUAUUGGACCUGACUCAAAGCUGCUGUUAGCGAUAAUUGUUUGGAAUACCACAGCUAAACUGUCUCUGCGAAUGAACAGCUACCAUGAAACAUCUAGAUGCUAUCUGAGGCCCUGUAAUCUGAGCCUAAAGAUACACAUGGUGAAUUAACCAAUCCGGAAACUUCCAAAGAGACAGGCAUCCCUGCAGCUGGCCAUCUGUUUUGUCAUAGCACACUGGCAACAGGGGCUAGACUCCUAAUGUGGCUAAGUCUUUCAAAAAUUAGCCGGUCUAGGCUAAUGUCGCUUACAGCACCUUUGGUAAAUGCAUUGCUGACAAUCUGCCUCCAGUAGGUCUUCUUAUAGAUGAAUCCCAGUGGUUGCACUAUACUCAACGUACUCUCAGUGAAAGUGUCAAUGCUCCGGACCUUUUUUUAUAUGUGAAUGGUGCUCUUAGUACAGUAAUCUUGUCAUUCACAUUCAAAUGUCUGAUAAACCCCAGUGUCAGGUGUGUUCUUUGUAUUUCAUGGAAACACAUUUUCGUUUUGGUCUUACGUAAUGCAGCUCUAUAAGCUUUUCAAAUUGUUUCUGUAUUAGUCCAGCCACCUGCUCACCAAAAAGAACAGUUACAUUAGUAACAGGCAGACAGACUCUGUGUGUGUGUUUGUGUGUGUGAGAGAGAGAGAGAGAGAGAGAAAGAGAGCGACAGAGAGUGAGAGAGAAAACUGUUAUUUGUGCCCACAUGCUGAGAUGACCUCAGUCAUCUGUGCCCCGUCCUGAGGGGGGGGGUUAUGCCCACUCUGGUACCCUGUGCCAUCCCUCAUUGUUAAUACAGAACAGCGCCAGGCAGAGCAGGCUGCAGAGAAUUCCUUUCAGUUGGCCUGGCUCUUCCUGUGCGCAGUGUCUGCUGCUUUGUGUAUGACACAGAGGAGGAGAGCGAGAGAGAGAGGGAUGGUGCCAUCUGGAUGGCUACACUUAUGUAAGUGUUAGACUGGAACACAGAGGAGAUGAUCAGAGAGCAGCCGAGGCUGAUUUAAUCAUCUUAAAGCUCUCUGACUGACGCCUGUUUGAAAGGGUAUGCGUGUUUGUGGAACAUGGUACAUUAUGUGUAUAGGGCAGAGCACACAGGCAUGUUUUUGCAUGUGUGUGUGUGUGUGUGUGUGUGUGUGUGUGUGUGUGUGUGUGUGUGUGUGUGUGUGUGUUUGUGUGUGUAUCAGGGUUCAGAAGCGUAAACCGCUGGCUUUAGGGAUUAAAACACAAAUGCAUGACACUCGCCUUUUCAUAUGUGCAGAGUGGCAACAGUAUGCAAGCCCAUAGAGCAGCAUCCCACUUACAGCACAUCUACAGCCUGUAGCUGGACAACAGCACUUAGACCAAACAUGUUCAGAAACCAUGGCCAUGGUAAUGUGUCAGCCAAUCCAUACUCCUCUUCCACUGCUUAUGAGGUAAUUAUUGGCCAAUCCAUCUUUACGGCAGCGAAGAUCAGUGGGAGUGUCUCAAGUGUCAAUUAAAAGUUGUGUUAGCGUCAUUAUUGCGUCCAUUCUAUCUGAUGGCUUCACCUUGAGAAUAUUUUUUGAAAGAGCAGCCCUGUAUAUGUGUGUGUGUGUGUGUGUGUGUGUGUGUGUCUUUCUCAUCAGCCAGACAGCAUGUAUAGAGCAGACCCUGCUCAAUGUUGCAACACAAAAUCAGCUCCAUACUUGAGUUUAGUUGGCCUGUAAUCAUGUGUUCAGAGUAUGAUAUGGCUUUUUGUUUUGCACCAAAAGUAAAAUGUUUAGUGAAGUCAGCCUCUUACAAACCAAUAAUCCCUGUUGUGAUCCUCUGUCCUUCCAUGCGGAUUUGAUGUCAACUGAAGCAUACUGAUUUAUUACACAGGAAAGAGCAUUUGGGCUACGAUGUUGAGGAACAUAUGGUGGCUUUCCAUUCUCAAGUUAUAAUUAUAUCUGUCACAUGAAUAACUAUCAAUCAGGGAGACUUGUAUCCAAGACCACAUUAUCAAAAUAUAAUACAGCUCCAUGUCAGCUAAACUUGCUUUCCGGUACGCCAAGAUGGUUUAGAUUUGGGUCACAUCAGCUAUUUUUCAACCGCAUGGUUUCAAUCUUUUCAUCCUACUUAACCCAUUGUCUGUUUUAGAGGGGAGAUAGAUCAGCCAAACCUACAGAGACUGUUAUUCUGAGAGAGCUCUCUGAGAGGGCAUCAUUACAACUGUAAAUAAUGAAGGGGGAGAAAAAGUGAUAUUUUAUUUUGCUGUGUCUGUUGUUUUUGUCUUGUUGCCAUGAUUUUUAGCACUGGCGUCCACGACACGCCUACUGUGGGUGUAAAAGUGUCUACAAGUAUAUAUUUACACUUUUAAAUGAACAUGUUUCAAACAAAUCAACUGCUUUUGGGUGUCUGUUUGCAGUUACAUUUUCUUCUUCCACCAUAUUUACACCAAUUACUAGUCCACAAAAAACAGAAACAAAUCUGCCCUUCAAUCCAAACACCCCUAUGCACCACCACAUUCUCAUCUCGUCUCAGAUAAGAGCACAACUCAGCUUCAUCAGCUGAUCUGUUUUCACACGCCUGGACGCCAUCCGCGCCUCUGGCAGCGUGUUUGUUGGCCCUUUCGCUUGUUUUCGAGCUGCGAGGGGCAUUAAAAGCGCUUUGCACUUGACUCGUCUUGCCUAAUCUGAGGAGGCGAUAUGGGUGCAGUGUGUCAUGCCCGACUUCGCCUCCCUCCUUCUCAUCGUCCUCGCCCUGGGGCCACUCCCUGGACCGGGCCGGUCACCGAGGGCAGAUUUCACAAGAGACCUGGAAAAUGCUUUAG
Messenger RNA from Alosa alosa (allis shad), 4414 nucleotides. Its product is annotated as PAK4-inhibitor INKA2-like. The transcript is spliced from 3 exons. Gene Ontology annotation, molecular function: protein kinase binding; protein serine/threonine kinase inhibitor activity. Gene Ontology annotation, cellular component: nucleus. The coding region runs from base 257 to 1534 and encodes 425 amino acids. The record is from RefSeq and is a predicted model, not a curated record. NCBI's taxonomy places the organism in Eukaryota, Metazoa, Chordata, Actinopteri, Clupeiformes, Clupeidae.